Molecule: messenger RNA, 1506 nt
Organism: Rhodotorula toruloides NP11
Lineage: Eukaryota; Fungi; Basidiomycota; Microbotryomycetes; Sporidiobolales; Sporidiobolaceae
Exons: 2
Coding region: 1-1506 (501 amino acids)
Source: RefSeq, a predicted model, not a curated record
AUGGCCGCCGCCGUUCUCGCACCUCCUGCCCCUCUCCACCCGGACCCAGGCGCGCUGUACGACUCGGACGACUUACUGGCGCUGCGAGUACUCGACGGUGCAGGUGCGGAACUCCAUAGCGCAGACUACACCGAUGACCUCGAGGACCUCGUCUCCCUUUCUGUCGCACAGCACCUUCGCUCCAAGCGCUCUCACCAAGGACUGCUCUCGUCCCGUCCGUCGACGAUUCUCCCAGCUUCGGAUCGCGACUCGACCACCCAGAAUUAUCCUCGUCCCAACCCAGUCAACACGGCAGUGCAGAGCUUCGGCUCUUCUGUACGUCAGCAAGACGAGUCCCGUCCUCUUGCGAUCGAACGUGGCGGACAGCGAAGCCUUGUCACUCUCGACAGCUCGCGCGAAGCGUCCGACGACCAGUCGCGGCCUUCGCCAGAUCGACCACAGGCGCGUCACAUAGGCAGCAACAGUCCGACUGAGGCGGAGCCGGCAGAAGCGGAAUGGGAAACGCUGCAGGUCGGCGGGACGUCCCCAUCAGCCUCCCCACCGUCUGCUCUUCAUGAUGCCCACUUCACUUCCGCUGCGGCUUUCUCGAGCGGAAAAGGCCCAACGGACAGUCGCAAUGGACGGAUCCGUCGACGCGCCGUGACGCACUCGCCGUCCUCGUUCCUCUCCUCGAACCAGACGUCGACGGCUACACGGAGCGAUCCUGCCUCGCAGAAUCGCGAGUCUGCGUCUUCCACUCCUACGCCUAUCUCUCGCUCUCAACCUCGCAGGAAGUCCCUCGCGACAGCGAGCUCUGCUGCCCACAGGCAUGGAGGGCGGCCUGCGGCUUUUCCUCCAGCUUCCUCUCCGCACCGUCCAGACGUCGCCGCACUUCACGCUUCGGAAAGGGCGUCCCCCGAUAUGCCCCAUUGGGCCGACAGUCCCGCCCCGCUCAUCUACCGCACCAGCAAAGGCGACCUCGACUACGGCGACGCCACGUCGGGCACGCGACCACUUCGACCUUCCGACCGCGUGCUACCUGCAGUAGCGCGCAGACUCGAAGCCGAACGACUCAGAGCCCUCGCGCAGGGCGAUGAGGGGGCGGCACAUCGCUUACUCGUCAGCGAAUGGGGAGCGGACGGAUCGCCUAGGCGGGCGGUUGAACUGCAGGUUGUGCCGAAGCGCGAGCGACCAGAACCGAAUUGUCAACGGGCGGACGCCAUCGAAGCAGCCGUCGACUCGGGUCCUUCGCUCGCAGCCCCUUCUUCCCCUCCGUCCACCUUGAGUACGCCGGCGGCGAUCCAACAAACCCGCCUGCCACCAGCUUCGAUCGUUCGCGAUAGCAGCGUCCGUCGCUCAGACCAGCCUGCGCCUCCUCUUCUCGCCAAGACCGACUCCAAGCAACCUCCAGCGACCGCACACCCUGCAUUCGACAAACCGGUCGUUGGCGUCCAGCCGUCACCUCCUCUCGUCGAUUCCGGCCACGAUGCUCAGGAAGCCGGCUGCUGCCGCUGUGUUGUCUCGUAG